Molecule: messenger RNA, 1253 nt
Organism: Coffea arabica (coffee)
Lineage: Eukaryota; Viridiplantae; Streptophyta; Magnoliopsida; Gentianales; Rubiaceae
Biological process (GO): mitotic DNA replication initiation
Cellular component (GO): GINS complex
Source: RefSeq, a predicted model, not a curated record
AUUACUCCCCACCCCAGCACGCGGGAGGCGAGGGCGAUAAUAAAAUUGGCGCGCAAAAUACAAUCAGCUCAUUUUCCUCCAUUCUCAUUCCUUUCUGCCCUCCCAGAUUCCCCCAAAUUGUGCCCAAAAUCCCCAAAUCAAAACCCUAAAUUUUUCGCCCUAAUUCACUAAAAGCAGAAUUCUCUCGGAAAUAACUUGGCAAAUCAGAUUUACGCAAAUUAUCAAUGCUUGCAAUCUUUGGCGAAAGUCGAAAGCAUCUCAGGGAAUUGAUAAACUUGCUACGUUUAUACUAUUGGUGCGUUGAAUGAUGGGCGAAGACUACAAACUUUGAAGGGCUUAUUUUCAUCUUCGCAUUUGUGGGCGUUUCUUAAUAUGGCAAAUUAUUAUGAUAUUGAUGAUGUUUUAGCUGAACAGGAGUUUUUACCAGUUUUAUUCCAGCAAGGAGCGGAGGGGGUCGGGUUAUUUGAUUCUGGUGAUGAUGCGAAUGAGGUUGAAGCUGGUGCAAAAGUAGAGUUGCCAUUUUGUCUAGCUCGAGAUUUACAUGUGAGAGGAGUGGUCGCCAUUGACGUUCCACCAUACUUCAGAAAAGUUUCUAGGACACGCAAGGAAAUUGAAGCUGAUGCUGCACAUGUGGAUCUAAGAAGUCGAUGCCAAUAUUUCUAUGAACUAGGACUAAAAAUAGCACCACUGGCUGGUGACAAAAGCAUUGGACCUUUCCUCCUAGUUGCAUUUCAGACCAGAUAUAAGGAGGUUCUUGUAAAGGCACAUACUGCUGCAUCUGCAGUGGCUUCCAAGCACUUGACACUUCUAACAAAUGAAGAGGUUAAAUUAUGCAAAGCUGGUCAAUCAUCGACAGCAGCAUUCAAGAAGUGACGGAUGGGAGCGCCAAGAUUGCAAAAAGCUCCUGUUCUUGGUAGGAAGAGGAAACCAAUUGAAUAGGUGCUGUUUGUUAUAUUGUGUAAUGGAUGGAUGUCAUUACACGAAUGCCACUGUAGGUAAGAGAUUAAUGAGAAUAUUCAAUUAUGUUCUUAAGUAGGUCAGGAAUCUGGAGAAUAAUUUUGAUGCUAGCUUAUGCAGUUUUAUUUAGUGCAACAAAUUAUUCUAGGUAUCAGAAAAUUUAAAGACAAUCUUCAAUACUGUUCGUAGUUCCUUAUUGCCUCCCAUUUUCUUUCUUGUUUGCCACUAAGGUUGUUACUUUGAAAUAUGCCUAAAAGUGCUGUACAAGUACUGAUAAUAUAGCCAUUCUGACAGAG